Messenger RNA from Xiphophorus maculatus (southern platyfish), 4718 nucleotides. RefSeq names its product transcription factor Sox-18-like (gene sox18). Gene Ontology annotation, biological process: angiogenesis; lymphangiogenesis; positive regulation of transcription by RNA polymerase II. The record is from RefSeq and is a predicted model, not a curated record. Bases 389 to 2134 code for a protein of 581 amino acids. NCBI's taxonomy places the organism in Eukaryota, Metazoa, Chordata, Actinopteri, Cyprinodontiformes, Poeciliidae. The transcript is spliced from 2 exons. Gene Ontology annotation, molecular function: RNA polymerase II cis-regulatory region sequence-specific DNA binding; DNA-binding transcription factor activity, RNA polymerase II-specific.
AAACUUUCAAACAAGGUAGAGAGACGGAGAGACGGAGAGACAGAGAGUCGGACGGCCUCGCUGACUGAGAGAAAUCAACUCCUGAACCGCAAAAUCCAAACAAGAGCUGUUGUCUUUUUGGGAAGGGAAAAAAAAGGAAGUGGACAAAAGAGGCAGAGUCUCUGGAUUUUUUUUCUUCAGAGGGAAUAUCCUGCACCACAACUUUUGUUUUCCCUUUUCUCUCUCCUUUCCCUCUCCUCUCAGAUCUCGAUGCUUUAUUUUAGGAUUUGUGCACCAAAUCCGUCAGAUUCCUCAUUUGAUCCUUCGGUCGUUUUCCAUCUGAAACAUUCAGAGUUUUCCAGCCAACAUAAAGCAGAGAUUUUCUGGACAGAACGUUAACCUGAGUGGGAUGAAUUUAACUGAGCCCAACCUGCCUAGAGAGGCCUCCCUGCAUCCCAGUCAAAUGCCCUUUGGGGGCCGCUGGACGUCGGAGACCCCGAGUCCCGCUUCCGACCCUGAGAUGGAUUUUGAAGAGAGCCUGUCAGCAGACUGCAGUUCUCCCGACGCCCCUGGAGAACCGAGGAGAGGCGAGCCCAGGAUGGCUCUGACGGUCGGCUCCAGGGGACAGAGCCCCGACUUGACCCCGGUAGGGGGCCCGCUGGCUGGGGCAGGCGAUGGGAAAGCCUCAGGGGCCGAGCAGAGGAUCCGCAGGCCCAUGAACGCCUUCAUGGUUUGGGCCAAAGAUGAGAGGAAGCGACUGGCCCUGCAGAACCCGGACCUGCACAACGCCGUGCUGAGCAAGAUGCUGGGUCAGUCCUGGAAGGCCCUGAGUGCCACAGACAAGCGGCCGUUUGUGGAGGAAGCCGAGCGUCUCCGUGUGCAACACCUGCAGGAUCACCCAAACUAUAAGUACAGACCUCGACGCAAAAAGACCACCAAGAAGCUGAAGCGAGUGGAACCCGGGCUCCUGCUGCACAGCCUGGCCCAAGGUGGGGCCCCGGCUCUCGGUUUGGGCCCCGGCGUCGGCCCUUUGGCUGCUGAUGGCGUAUCUGGUGCUGCUGCUUACGGCCACCCGGCCACCCACACUCCCCACCACCAUCACCCCCACCAGCUGCUGCCGUCUCUGGGCCACUUUCGGGACCUUCCGGCCCCGGGGCACGCCGAACUGGAGAGCUACGGCCUGCCCACCCCGGAGAUGUCGCCGCUGGACGUCCUGGAAGACGGAGCCGGAGAGUCCGUGUUCUUCCCCCAACACAUGCAAGACGAGGCGGGGAUGGGAGGUUGGAGCGGUUAUCACCGCCUUCACCAUCACAACCCACAUUACAGCCAGCAGCACUACAGCAACAACCACAGUCACCACAACGCCAUCGCCGUCAGCGCCAGCUUAAACAUCGGGAUGAAUGCAAGUCUCAGUCCAAGCAGGACUUCCAGACUCGACUCUAGAAUAAGUUCUGUUGAAUCAAAUAUGACAUCAAGCAUUAGCUCAGUUAGCGCUAAGCUACCUCCUAGUCAUGCUUUCAGUCAUCAGGUCCCCUUAAGGACUCCUGUGAAAUGUCCUCCGCCUCUAGCCGAUUCCUCGUCCCCUGUUUCCUAUCCUCGCCCGUCCUUCAGCAUCCCUGAGCCAAUAAAAUGCCAACAGACACCUCUGAGCACAGCGCCUGUCGGGUAUCUCAACCAAAUGUAUGGAGGCACUGCGUCCAGCGCUACGCACUUCACUCCCUCUCAUCUGGGACAGCUUUCCCCUCCUCCUGAAACUUCUUCCUCUUCCUGCUCUUCCUCCUGCAUCCUCCCUGCAUCCACCUUCGGUCGCUCUGCACACUCAGACCAGUCUAGUCUGGAGGCCGGCGGCCACAUGGGCUCUUCCUCUGCUGAGUUUUGGUCUGAGGUGGACAGGCACGAAUUUGACCAGUAUGUCAACAUGGGACGGAGUCGAGAAGAGCCCUAUGGAGGGUGUGGAGGAGGGUCAAAAGUCCUGGGUGGGUGUAAUGCCAUUGGAGGCAGUAGCAGCAACAGCAUUGUUAGCACUAUUAUUAACAGGGACGUCAGCAGUAUUAUGAGUGGCGCUGGUGGCUGUGAUGAUGGAAGCAGCCCUCUGAUAUCUGCUCUCUCUGACGCCAGCAGUGCCGUUUAUUACAGCGCCUGUAUAACUGGAUAAAUACAGAAUCUCAUCUCACACAGUCUUCAAUGCAUCUGCAAAGAAAAUUUAAUAUCAAAACUUUAUUGAAGUCAGUGUCGAGUCAUCGCCUACUCUAAAACUGCUUGAGUUUGUUUUUAAAUGUGAAACAAAUGUUGAACUUUAUUCUGGGCCCUUUGCCAAAUCUUGGAUUAUUAAUUAUAUAAUUUGCAUUGUAAAAAGAUCAGACACGAAAAACAAAACGUGACAUGUUGCUGAAAUAUCUAAUCAAACACUAAAAGACUUCAUAUUUCCAACAAACGUUUUACUUUUUUUCUUUCUCUUGUGUUUUCAGCCGAUUAAUUUUGGGUAAUCAACAAAUCUGAUCAGCCAGUGGCGCUGCAUAUUGUUAUUAGACUCACUAAUGAUCAAAAUCUGUUGUUCUCUCUAUGUCGUUGUAGUUUGCAUCAAAAUGUACUUUAGAAAUUACUAUAAUAGCUAAAAGUAAACAUCCACUGACAAAAACGGCUUAACAUCCAGACGUAAUGGCUUUACUUGGAUGUAAGAUGGUCCACACUAGUGAAAGGAAUUGCAAGAAUCAGUCACCUCUAAGGGCAUUAAGUACCUGAAGUAGAACGAUAACGUCCCAAACGGUAUUUGGAGCAUCCUUUGGUGCCAUCUCCGUGCUGAAAGCUGAUACUAUUAAUUGUUUUAUGACAGAUUCUAUGAAAUCUACAAUAUUUUCAGUUAUCUGUAACUUUAAAUUUAAAUGUCAGAAACUGUCAGGAUGAGCCAUGAAAGGGAAUGAAAAUGAACUCAGUGGGGUGGGGGUUGCUUCCAGUCUCAGAAAGCCUGGCCGCUAACCCAGAACAGACCGCUGAUGUCUCCCACAAACGUUUAGCAUGUUUUACAAAUCAGGGUGGGUUUUCUUUCUCGAUGUCAUACAUCCCGUUCCCUUCUGCAGCUCAGUUCAUCCUAGGGUCUUGUGUCAAAUGGCAAAUAUAAUAUUUUGAGAUUUAAGACAUGUCUUUGUCUACCGGCAGGCAGAUAUCCUGUGAUGCUGAUUUCAAGUCUUGCUUUAUCUUACCACAAAUCCUCUGAUUUACCAAACAGAUCGUUUAUUAAAACAAAACAGUUUUUCCACGUUAGGUCUGCAGAUGACAGAAGCUCAGGUUCUAAAAUACUUCUGGAACACAUCAGAGAAAAUGUCUUCAACAAAAAGUCAUUGUCACUUCCUCUAAUUUGUCAGAGUCUACUUUGAAUUCUUGCAACUGGAUACGGGCAUACAUUAAGAUUUUUUAUGAUUGUUUAUUGUAUUUUUCUUUUGGAAACUAUAGGUUUCAUGUAGUCAUACUGUGUAUAUUGAUUCAGUGCUUUUUGUGAAAGAGAGAUUUAGACUAUGAAAUGUUCUCUUUGCACUGCAUUUAAUGUAUUAGCUGUAUAGAAGGUAUAAUACUUUUUCAAGAUGAAAUAUCUAUUGUUUGAAAUAUGUUUUUGUACAAAAAUGAUCAUAUUUUUCUGAAAGGAAGUUUUUGGAAUGAUAUUUACCAGCUUUCUUGCUGGAAGUAAGACCAACACGUUGUUUUUAUAUUUGUGUAGUAAUUAUGGUGCUAGCUAGCCUGGCUUGGCUAACGGAUGAAAACUGGAGAAAUGGCUGCACACACCUGUUAUAAAAUCCUAAAGUUUACCCUUCAAUAUAUACUAAACACUCAUCCAAAUACCAACCAAGUAUUGUUGUUGCAAUUUGUUGUUUUGUUUUUGGAAAUCAGGUUUUGCAAAAGUGCCUCUAUUUAGCUAGGCUAACGAUCCGCAACACUUUGAUACAAAGGUAAAGCAUGUUGAACUUUUUUUUAGCAGUUUUUGGCUUAAAUGUAAUUGAAUAACUUUACAAUUAUUGGCAUUACUUGAAAGAAAAGGUUAAAAUAUAUUUAUUGAUUGCAUAUCUACAGCAUUCUCUCUGUCCUGUAGUGGCUUUGUGUACAGGGAAAGAAAAACAAGAAGUCUCUUGAAAGAUGGAGCCUGCAUCUGUUCUGCAUUAGUCUGCUUGUUUCUUGUUUCUUGAUGUACAUGAAACAGUGGAACAAAAUCAAGUAUCUCUUACGGAGCCACCAGUUACAUUUGCCAUGCCAUUUCUGAGGUUUAAGACUUCUUUCAACUUUUCUUCAGCGAGAUGCUUACUGAGAAGCAGGAGUUCAAGUGAACUAGUAAAAAAUAAGUUUCUACAUCUGCAUUUGACAUUCUUCUCUGUUGACACCAAGCACUCUUUUUUUCCGUUUUAAUUUACUGUGACACAAAAAGACUUCAGAGAGAGACAGGCGUUUUUUUGGAAUCGUGCAAUAACUUUGGGCCUUUUGGUAAUAAUUAUCUAAGAGAAUAAAGAAAACACCCAGGAUUUUGGGAUUAAAUCAAAGGACAUUUUUCUCAGCAGUCAUAUAACAAAUUAAAACCAGUAUUUUCCCAGAAGUGUCACUGGGAUGCUUCUAAAUCUGCCUGACAAGAAUAAUUUUUAGAUUUUCUACAAAGAAAAAAGGUUUUCUUUAUGUGUUUGAAAACGGUGUGUUGGCUGUAAAUGGAUCUGUUCUGUUGUAUACAAUAAUUGUACCAAAUAAACACCUUUAAGAAUUUA